Messenger RNA from Trichobilharzia szidati, 1823 nucleotides. The record is from the annotation of a GenBank genome assembly. NCBI's taxonomy places the organism in Eukaryota, Metazoa, Platyhelminthes, Trematoda, Strigeidida, Schistosomatidae.
GGGGCAUUGAAUAUUGCAUGACCUCUAUUUGGGCGGUUCUUUUGCGACAGUUUUUUCUGUAUGUUAUUUAGUAAAUAUCUUCGGGGAGUUUGGUUGACUUGUGCUCUUAUUUUACUCUGUACAUGUCGCAGAUCUGUCCUGUGCAGUUUCUUCGACAUUCCAAUAGUUGAAAACUUCAGGUAUUUCGAAAAUAAUUCGGACAUAUUUGACGAGUCAACUGGUUUUUCCUAUGACCCCCUGAGUCCUUUGGUUAAGUGCUCUUACCUUCCUCGUCAUUCCAUUUGGUGUGAGCCGCCUUUAGAUUUAAGAGGUAAUAGGUCUCUGUAUGAUGAGAUAAAAUAUGGAUGUUUAAAAUGGGGUGGGAGAACUGCGAAUUCAGUAAUGCUCACUUCGAUUGUAUGUCACGCUCUGGACAAUAUUGAGUGCUAUGGAAAUCGAACAUUCUUGUUGCCAGACUACCCAUGUUUACAUUUCAAAGGCCACUAUUUUGUGACAACGUUUAUAUACAGCUUACUGCUUGGCUUUCUUGGCGUUGAUCGUUUGUGUCUUGGUCACAUCGGAACAGGUAUCGGGAAGCUACUAACUUUGGGUGGUGCUGGUAUAUGGUGGCUAGUGGACAUUGUACUUCUUAUCCGUGGAGAUUUAAGUCCUGCAGAUGGAAGCUCAUGGAUGCCUUUUUAUUGAUUCCUUGUAAAAUUUAUUAUUAAAACUUGUCAUUUAUUACUGCUUUGUUUUCAUUCAAAGGUUUUUGCUGGUUUAACGUGUAUUUGGAGAGUUCAGUUAUGUCACUCGCUGAAUAUCACAUACUUGACGAGGACACCCAGUUUAUGGAGAAGUAUCCUAAUGGUCUUUCUUUAGAAGACCUACUACCGUUUUACGAUUCUGUCGCGAAAAACGAACCUCUCAAGUUAGAGUGGGUUUGUCCGGGAAAAAUUGACCCAAAUGCUCAGAGGGAAACAACUAAUGUGCAUACAGAAGCGAAUGAUACUUCUCUUCCAAAGGUCUCAGAAUCACUGUCUAGUAUAGUAAAGUUGAAGGAGUUUGAUUUUGAUGAAUCUACGAAUCAACCAUUAAUUCCUGCUGUUCCACUUGGUUCUGCAGCACCAAUUCGACGCCUCGCAGGUAGUACCAGAAACCCACCUCGUCAACCACGUGUAGCCAGUAUGGAUAAAAUAUUAAAUGACUUCUUUAAGACGCGCAAAGAACCAUCUUCACCUGUAGUUACUACAGAAGUUUCCACCACAUCUGUUACUGCAAAAUCGAAUAGUCAGUCAAUGGAAUUUUCUCAAGCAACUCGUAUUUCUUCUGAAACAAACAAAGAAAAUCCUGAAGAAGAUAAACAAGAAGCUCUUGCUGUUAAAUUGGCAAAAACUUCAGUGUCUCCGCAAGUUGCUUGUAGCAGUUCAGAUAAUUUAUCUUCUGAUUUUGUAGCAUCACACAAUAACAGCAGCAUACUACAUUUUUCAACUGAUCAAGGGAAUCCAGUCUUCUGUAAUUCAGAUGAAAAUGCACCUGACGAGACAAAAAUGGAAUGUAGUAAAAAGGAGGAGACAGAAAAGCUCGUGGACAACACAAAUUCUUCUGAUCCCCCUAAUGUAUCAGAUAACCAAAUGCCUCAGACAAAUAUUCAUACUGUGCUUUAAGACGAGAACACAUCAUUCCGUUACAAUCACUCAGCAGUAUGAUCUCCCCGACAAUGAAUUGACCACUUUCGUCCUCUUACUAUAAUAAUGUAUAUAUGUAUUUAGAAACAUUAUUUCAUCAUGUUACUCAGUUUUUUCAAGGCAAUUGUAUACUUUUUUCUUCUAAUAAAUAUUUAGUAC